Messenger RNA from Exophiala oligosperma, 441 nucleotides. RefSeq lists its product as uncharacterized. The transcript is spliced from 2 exons. The record is from RefSeq and is a predicted model, not a curated record. NCBI's taxonomy places the organism in Eukaryota, Fungi, Ascomycota, Eurotiomycetes, Chaetothyriales, Herpotrichiellaceae. The coding region runs from base 1 to 441 and encodes 146 amino acids.
AUGCCGCAAAAGCGUAAGCGGGCGUGGUUGGUGGAAGAUUCAAGGGCGCAUGGGCGGAUCAAGAAACAAGCAGAAGCCAGGAAACAGCGAGAGGCUUACAAGUUGGAACGAACCAGAGCACUCGUCGAACAAGGACUCACGAAGUACCAGUUGGAUGAACGGCGCGACAGGUAUUAUUGUAUGAAGGAACAUCCAGCACGAUUCUGUGGUCAGUGCAACCCAAGGGCCGACGUGGAGGAUAACGAAGGUCUCAGUGAUGAGGAGGCUGGAAUGAGCGAUUCUUGGAGUGAUGAUGAGAGAGAUAAAGUCGUCAAAUACAUCAAGGGCAAGAUCCAAGCUGUAGACUCAGCCGCUACACGACUCAAGAUGUUCUUCGAUGAUCCACAAGCAGAGAAGCCUCCGGCGGUGAAUUACGGGGCGAAUGGACACUGUAUAACUUAG